This is a messenger RNA of Parasteatoda tepidariorum (common house spider), 6461 nucleotides long. The record is from RefSeq and is a predicted model, not a curated record. NCBI's taxonomy places the organism in Eukaryota, Metazoa, Arthropoda, Arachnida, Araneae, Theridiidae.
UGCUUUUUAAAACUAAGAAACUUUUUUAUGUAUAGUUAAAAUAUCUGUAAAGAAAACCCCGAUUUUCCUAAUAAUUUGUGAACUUGCUUAGAAAACUUUUAUCUCAAAAAAAUAAUAAUUUACUAGGUUAAUUGUUAUCUUCACUGUUGCCCGUCAAGACGGUUGCUUGCUUUUUAAUUCUUGUUUAUCUUUUGGUGAAUUUAAUUUAUCCGAAUAUUUAUUUCUAUUUAUUUGUUCUUUAUCCAAUGUUGAAACUGGAAAUCAAUAUUCAAAAGAAUGGCUGAUACUUUAUGGCAUGAAUGUGCCGAUUGGUUAAUAAAACAGCAAGUUAUAUUACCAGAUCACAGAGUAACUUGGCCAGAGGCUCAAGUUAUUGACUUGGUUUACACUCUACGAGAUGGUGUUCUACUGUGUCAGCUUUUAAACAAACUUGUCCCAGAAUGCAUAGAUUUAAAGGAAAUCAGUUUACGUCCUCAGUUAUCACAAUUUCUCUGCCUAAAAAACAUCAGGACAUUUUUGCAGACGGCACAGAAUUGUUUUAACCUUUCACCCAAUGAUUUAUUUGAACCUGCUAUGCUCUUUGAUUGCACUGAUUUUGGAAAGGUAUUGCAUACACUAUCUGUUUUAUCUAAAACAGACAAGGCCCAGUCAAAAGGAAUUAAAGGUUUUCCUUCUUUUGCAAAGAACCAUGAUUAUUAUAAUGAUGAAAUCUAUCGAAACUUAGAAGAGAUUGCAAACCAAAAUGAAGAAGACAGGAUGGUUGCAUUUGACUUUCCUAUUACAAAUCACCGCAGUAAAGAAGAAGAUAUAUAUGAGGAUCUAUGUUACGUUACACUUAGGAUUUCUGAGGUGUCUUCUCCCCCUGUCCACCCUGUUGAGAAGCGAGAUUAUUGCAUAAAAGAAUUAAUAGAAACUGAAAAGAACUAUAUUGAAGCUUUAAACAUGAUAAUAAAACACUUUAUGAGGCCCCUCAAAAGUAUAUUGUCUGCAGAAGUUCGUGAAAUUAUCUUUAUGAACAUUAAGGAACUAGCUGAAAUUCACACUGGCUUCCAUAGUGAAUUAUACAAAGCAUGCACAUCUAGCCAUUAUAAAAUAAGUGAAUGUUUUCUUCAUUGGAAGGAUAAAUUCAUUGUAUAUGGAGAGUAUUGUUCAAAAUUACCUGCUGCACAAGAACGUAUUGAAGAACUCAGUACCAAAAGUGAAGUUGCCAAUCAAGCUAUUCUGCGUUGUCAGCAUGAAGCCAAUGGUGGGAAAUUUAAAUUGAGAGACCUUCUUUCGGUACCUAUGCAAAGAAUUCUUAAAUAUCAUUUACUAUUAAAAGAACUAAUAAGAAAUACUCCAAAAACUCAUGAUGAUUAUUUUGGAUUGCAAAAAGCUUUAGAUGCUAUGCUAGAUUUGGCACAAUACAUUAAUGAAGUUAAGAGGGAUAAUGAAACGCUACAAAUUAUUCGAGAUAUUCAGGCCAGUAUUACAGAUUUGAGAAUGCCUGAAGAUUUGGAGUUGAAAGACUAUGGAAGGCUUUUGAAGGAUGGAGAAUUGAAAAUCAGAUCACAUGAUGAUAAUAGAUUAAAAAAUAGAUACGUUUUUAUUUUUGAUAAAGUGAUGUUAAUGUGCAAAUCAACAAGGGGAGAGCAGUACAGUUUCAAAGAGGCCUUAGUUCUUCUUGAUUAUAAGGUUGAAGAUGUAAUGAAUACACCUAGAGUAGGCAGCAGGGAUAAGUGGAGUUACUAUUGGCUGCUUGCUCACAGGCAAAAUAGCACUGCUUUAACUAUGUAUGCAAAAACUGAUGAAAUGAAGCAAAAAUGGAUCGAAGCCAUUGAAAAAGCUUUAGAUAAUGUUUGUCCUUCUGCCUUGCGUUCUACAGAUCACAUCUUCCAGAUGCAUUCCUUUGAAAAACCUGCGAGCUGUGCUGAAUGUGAAAAACUUUUAAGGGGAAUAUUUUAUCAGGGUUAUUUGUGUUCUGUGUGUGGUAUUUCUGUUCAUAAAGAAUGCAUUGAAGAAGUUCGAUCAUGCGGAGCACCUAGACUCCCACCUAGACCACCAUCAGUUACUAUUGUACCUGAGGUUUUGAGAAGGAAUUUAUCUUCUGCUACAAACAGACCAUAUAUGUUUAAAGUGCGUGCAAGAUUUGCCUAUAAAGGUCCCCCAGAUCAUCUUUCCUUUGAUAGUGAUGAUGAAAUUUAUGUAACGAAUAAAAUCAACAAUCAUUGUUGGGAAGGAUAUGUUGCUCGUACUGGAAAAAGUGGUUUAUUUCCGCCUGAUCACGUUGAGAAAAGGCCGCCAUCUUACGAAAAUCCAUUCACUGCAAAAAAUGAUGGGACAAAUUGUACUGCCCCGACUCCUGACUACAUUAACACAAUGCUAGAAGGCCAUGAUUGGUUUGCAGGCGUUAUGGAUCGCGAAACAGCUGCUAAAAAACUGGAAGAAUUGCCUAGUGGAACAUUUUUACUACGAAUUAGUCCUAAACAAAGAGGGUCUUACGCUAUUAGCAUAAAUUAUCAGAAUCAAGUUAAGCAUAUGAGGGUUUGUACAGCAGAUAAUGGGCAGCACUUCUAUUUAUCUUCAACCAAAUAUUUUAAAUCUAUUGUUGAAUUGAUCAACUGGUAUCAAGAAAACAGCUUAGCGGAAAGUUUCAAUGGCUUACAUGUAACACUCAUGAUUCCUUAUAAAAAAGCCUUAGUGGGAUUGAACAAUGAAAGCAUUUUAGGUUAUGCCGAAGCUCUGUAUGAUUUUCAUGCGACUUCUCCAAAUAUGUUGUCUCUUCAAAAAGGUGAUCGGAUAGCCGUGCUAAGCAAAGCAGGAAAUCAGAAAGGAUGGUGGAAAGGCCAAAUUGAUGAAAAUGUGGGUUAUUUUCCAUAUUCAUAUGUGAAAGAAAUCUUUGAUUAGUAUUGUGCGUUCUUCUGUGAUAUUAUUUUAGAACUUUGUUACAAAGUGAAUGACUUUUUUUCUGACAAGUGGGCAAGCAUGGCUCUUAUCUUUAAUUGAUUUCUUUUAAAUUUGCAUAUCAUGCAUGAUGAUAUUCUUAAUACUUUGCUAUUUGUUUUUAAGAGUUCUAUAUGUAUCUGUUAUCUGAAGACAAUUUUAAUAUCGUUAAUUUAUAUCAAGUGUGGUGCAUAACAGAUUAUCCUAUAUGUUUUGUAAAUAUAUAUAUAUAUGCUUUUAAUUGCCAAAUGAUGCAUUCAAAGUUUUGUGCGCUAGCGUAAAUUCUGGUGAUAAUGACCAUUGAUAUAUUUUUGACUUUAAUUUAUAACUGUUAUUUCCUGUUAAUGUAUAUUUGAAAAGAGAAUGAUGAUCUGUAGUUUCAUUUUUUUUUUAUAGAAAAAAUUUAUUGUUAAAAAAAAUGUAUAUAUGUAGUUCUAUUAAUUUAUGCAGUUAUAUAUCUUUGAAACUUUAUUUGUGUUGUUUGUUUCAAAAAGAGUUUUGAAUUUUUUUAAAAAAUUUAAUUAACAGGCAUGAGAUUUCAUUUCAUCACUUCCUUUUUAUUCUAAUUUUUUUUUAUCAUUUACCAGAUUUAUUUAUAUUUCUCAGGAUUUUAAAGAAUAAAAAUACUUCCCAAAAGUUAUGUCAUACAUAUUUUGAAAUUUAAUUAAAACUAAAAAAUAUUCAGCUUAAAAUCCAUGAAUUGAAAAAGAUUUGAGAUCAGAUGAAAAAAAUUUGCUGUUUUAGUUUUGCUUUUUAGUGGUUCAUUUAUUAAUUUAAUUAAUUGUUAUAAAGUUAUGCGUUUACUCAAUCAGACUGGGGUUUCUAUGGUCUUUAUUGCUAUAUAGUUCUUUCAUAUUAAUAAUACUAGUUUCAUUAAGUUGUAGUAUGAUCUUAUUUGUUUGAAACUCUAUGUUUGUUACUAAUAUUCCAUUAUUCCAAUAUUUUUAAAAUGCUAUUUUUUUUAACUUGUUGAUCUAAUUGCCAUAUGAUAUGUCAAUACUUUUAACUUACAGUAAAUUAUUAUUAUUGAGUUUGAUAUUUUCUCCCUUAUGUAGCAGCAUUUAAAUUUGAUUAUCAUUAGUUAAUAAAAUUAUUGUUCACAAAAUAAUCUUAAUGGAUUUUUGUAAUCAUGAAUCAUAUUUAAACUUAAAAGUUUAAUUAAUUUAUGAACCCAAAAUGGUCUUCUGAUUGAUUUUCAAAUGCAUUUUUUCAAUAUUUUUAUUUCACAAGUUUCUUUUUUUGCUAUCUCAUGCCUGUAAAAUAAGAAUAUAUGAGAUGUAUGUUAUGAUUUUUACAUGUAUUGUGCAAUUUUUUUAUUAUAUCAAUCAUUUUGUACUUUUUGACUCAAUUUUUUAAUUUUGUGUUUUUGUGUGUCUUGUAAUAUAAAGUGUCAUUAAUAUGAAUGAAACAUAUAUCCUUGUUUCAUACAGAGUAUAGUUGCCAUAACAACAUGGAGAUGAUGUCUUGCCAAAACUUUUAUACAUACUAUGAAGGCUUCUUCUGCUUUUUUUAGUAUACUGGCAUCAUCUAUUGUCAAAUGAAGCUUAUUUUCUAAGAAUUUACAGUUAUAUUGGAGACUUUUUAUUGCAUAACUGUUUCCAAAAAUAAUACUAUCUUAUGAAAUUGAUAUAUUUCUUUUUGAAAGAUAAUGUGUGCAAUUAAUAUCUUUUUACUUAAAUUUGUUAGGAAAUAAUAGAUAGAGUAAAUAAAACUGUCUUAUCAUUGAUUCAUAGCCAUAGAGCUAUAAUUUUAAUAUCUUAUUGAUAAUACCUACCGGGUAACAUUUAUUGAGCAAUGUGAAAUGGAAAAGAAAUUUUUUUGAAAGCUAUUAAAAUAUAAAAUUUUAAAAAUAUGUCAUGUUUGAUAUGCUUGCCAAUAGAAUAAUAGCCUAAUACAAAACUCAAUGAAGUGUUAAGAUAUCAAUGCUUUCGAAGAGGAUUGAUAUAUAUAAUUCUGAUGCAGCAGGUGAGAGGUAAGCACAGUUCUUUUACCUCAGAAAAGAUGCACAAAUGGUAUUGAAGCAAAAGCAACAAGCAAUGUACAAACAAGUAAAAAUUAACAAUUAAAGAAAAACAGAAGGGAAAAAGUUCUAAAAUUGGAUGCAAGUUCUCUAGCCUCCCAUUAAAAGGAGUCGAUGGAUUCUUCUUUCAGGGCUGGGCAGAGAGGGAGGUCGUCAGCAGUCAUCACCUGGCCACCAAAACAUAGGGGAAGUAAAAUUGUUGGUGACCUUAAGUUCUUAAAAAUGAGCAAUAGAAGCAAAAAGCAGCAACUGCUCGUUGGAAUAGUUCAAGAGAUUACGAAUAGUUCUACUCGAGCUACUCCCCAGUCUUUGCUUUAUCUCGGAUGCACGCAAAUCUCGUGACCAAAUUGAUUUGUGACGCCGCAGAUUCAUAGUAAACUUCUUGAAAAGGUGUUUGGAUGGUAGACCGUUUUUUGGAUCCUCAAUCUAAUUUUGAGGGAUACCACAGUGGGAUGGGAUACUCUGCAAGACAACUGUUUUGUUUCUGAGGAGGCUUCGAAGGUGGAUCCUGCAUUGUUGUACAAGAGCAGUAAUAGGAGUUAUGCAGCAGCUAGUAAUAGGCAGGAUCACUGUUUGAGAAUCAGAUAAUGCAAGAGCCUACUAGUAUGGCUCAGAAAUAUUGUAUUUUGACAUUUUCAAUGAACAAUAAUGCUAAAAAAUAAAUUAAUUAAUUAAAAUUAAAAGCAUGCCCUUCAUUUAAGCACCAAAUUUUAACUGAAUCUAACCCCCAGUAUUAUAUCAUCAAAAAAAUUUUAUUUUCAUAUAGCUCAAAAAUUGUCAUCCCAUAAAAAUAUUUUUUUGUCAUCUGAUGUAAUUAGUUAAAAGUAAUGUAUAAUAUUUGUCUACAUAGUUUAUGAUUGCUUAGGAUUUUCUAUCUAUCCAUCUUUGCAGCAGAAGACUAAUGUUUUAUUUACUUAUUUCAUAUUUAUCUUGUCCAGAAAUAUAGAUAUGAGAAAAUAGUAACUAAGAAAUAUUAAGUUUAGAGAUGCUUUAAAAUGGUUUAGACAUACUUUAAAAUGGUUUAGACAUACUUAGACUAUCUUCUUACUUUUAUAUCAAGUAAAAUCUUUCUUUAGAAAAAAAUUCAUUGUGUGCUAAAAAAAGUGAGUUAUAGGUGCUUGACUGUAUCUAAGCAAUAAAUAUUGCGUCAGUAUUAAGUCACUUUUAAGGUGGUAAUAUCCCACAGUCAUGAGAAUAUUUUUAGAUAAUUGAUUACUCAUUUUUCUCUUUUGAUAUUCAAAUGAUCUCACAUUUUAAAUGACGCAUACUUUUCUAAUACAAUAUUUAUAAGGAAAUUUUUUUUUAAUAGGAUUAGAGUGUGUGUGUAGUUGUGAUGGUUAUUUGAAUGUUUAAAACAUUUUUAUGAAUUGUAUCUUUCAUUGAACAAAAAACUUAUUAUUUAUGUUUAUAGUAUGGGUGCACAACCUUUUUCCAAAAUAAAUCUGGAAGAAUAAUUCAUUUUUAGCUUUCAGGAUUUACAAUUGAUUCAUUUGUAUACCAAUUUUUAAUAGCGUAAUUA